Molecule: messenger RNA, 1275 nt
Organism: Schistosoma spindalis
Lineage: Eukaryota; Metazoa; Platyhelminthes; Trematoda; Strigeidida; Schistosomatidae
Source: the annotation of a GenBank genome assembly
AUGGGUCGUCGUUCGGUGAAUACUACAAAAAGUGGGAAGUUCAUGAACCCAACAGAUCAGGCGAGAAAAGAAGCAAGAAAACGUGAAUUGAAGAAGAACAAAAAACAACGCAUGGCUGUGCGCCAUGCAGUGCUUAAAUCCAAAGACCCUCUACAAUUAUUAGAAGAAACGACUCUCUAUGAUAAACAAGAGUACGAUCCCAGUGUUCAAGCUCAACUCAGUGAAAGGGUCAUUCAGGAAAAACGCCGAAAGCUGUUGGAAACAUUCGACCGUCUUGUUAUGUUAUACAGGAAAGAGGAUGCAGAAUAUGCCAACCGGCUCCAAGCAGCUCGUCAAGACUACGACAAGAGACGGCAUGAGAUGAUGCUUUAUUACGAACAAGUAAAGUUAGCUGAAAGAGUAAAAGCUAGUGAAAUUCCGCUCCCGAAAUUGCCACAAUCACAGAUGGGUCUUAUAACGUCCGACAUACCAUUGCCUCCUGGAGGUUACGCUAAAGGUAUUCUGAAGAAGUCAUUAGGAGCUCCAGGGCUCCCACCUAGUAUACUUCCUGCAGGUCGUAAACCACCUGGACCACCUCCAGGAACACCUCCUGAAUUGUCAGAUAGCGAAGAAGAAGAUAAUUCUGUUGAUAAUACGGCAAAGCAACGCAAAAUCCGGUUUGCUGAUGCAGACCCUAUGCAGGAGCAAGAAGAACUAAUUGGUGAUUCAUCUCUGCAUCUCGGCGAAAAAUUCGCUGGUGGGUUUACAACUAUUACUCCUCCACUCUCUCAAAUCCCUUUACCGCCACCCAUGGCUUUACCAUCCUUUACUGGCCUUAUUCGUCCAGGAUUUCCAGGAGCACCUCAGCCUACUCUAAGUCGUUUCACUUACCAACGCCCCACUGGGGCUAUACUAUCAGCUCCACCCAGUUUGCACCUUCGUGAUCCACUUGAUAAUGCUGAACUUGUAAGUGGUCCAGCUGUAGCGAGCAUUCCAACAAACCAACCAAAUCCAAGUGGAACUACUAUAGAAGCAAAGCCACAACUGAAAAAUUUGAUUGGUGACGCAACACGUUUUGUCCCUACAGCGCUUAAAGUACGUAGAAUUGUUCGUGAUACUAGUGGUCGUCUAGUCACUACAGGUGGAGGGACAACUGCAUAUGGAACAGGAAAACAAUCGAAUGCUGUUUAUGAUCGUGUUGCCAAAUCUGAUACUACAGGAAUCAAUUCUGGAUCAGCUACUAGCAAAGAUGAUGCAUAUGAAGAGUUUAUGCGUGAAAUGGAAGGCCUUAUAUAA